This is a messenger RNA of Gavialis gangeticus (Gharial), 2610 nucleotides long. RefSeq names its product membrane palmitoylated protein 1 (gene MPP1). The record is from RefSeq and is a predicted model, not a curated record. Gene Ontology annotation, molecular function: signaling receptor binding. Lineage: Eukaryota; Metazoa; Chordata; Crocodylia; Gavialidae. The coding region runs from base 36 to 1436 and encodes 466 amino acids. The transcript has 12 exons. Gene Ontology annotation, cellular component: cell-cell junction; plasma membrane.
UGAGGCGGCGGCGGCGGCGGCGGCCGGAGCUCAGCAUGACCCUGAAGUGGAGCCGCAGUGACAGCGUGAGCAGCAUGCGCACGGCGCUGUCCGACCUCUACUUGGAGCACCUGCUGCAGCACCGGCCCAAGCCUGAGGCUGUCACUCCCUUGCCAAACACCAUGACUGAAGACAUUUACACCAACGGCUCUGCUGCCCCAGGCAGCCCAGCCCACAUGAACGGCCGAGAGGUGAGGAAAGUACGGCUCGUCCAGUUUGAGAAGGUCACGGAGGAGCCCAUGGGAAUCACGCUGAAGUUGAAUGAGAAGCAGAGCUGCACGGUGGCCAGGAUUCUUCACGGAGGCAUGAUUCACAGACAAGGCUCCCUUCAUGUGGGUGAUGAGAUCCUAGAAAUCAAUGGGCAGAGUGUGAACAACCACUCGGUUGACCAGCUGCAGAAGAUGCUGAAAGAAACCAAGGGGACAGUGUCAAUAAAAGUCAUUCCCAACCAGCAAAGCCGUCUUCCUGCGCUCCAGAUGUUUAUGAGGGCCCAGUUUGACUAUGACCCCAAGAAGGACAACCUGAUCCCCUGUAAAGAAGCAGGGCUGAAGUUCAAAACUGGGGACAUCAUCCAGAUCAUCAACAAAGACGACAGCAACUGGUGGCAGGGCCGGGUCGAAGGAUUCUCCACAGAGUCAGCGGGCCUGAUCCCCUCCCCUGAGUUACAGGAAUGGCGUGUAGCCAGCGUGACCCAGUCCACUCAAAAUGAGGCCCAGAGCUGCAGUCCCUUUGGCAAAAAGAAAAAGUGCAAAGACAAAUAUCUGGCCAAGCACAGCUCAAUUUUUGACCAGCUGGAUGUGGUUUCAUACGAGGAGGUGGUGCGGCUCCCUGCGUUCAAGAGGAAGACACUGGUGCUGAUAGGUGCAAGUGGAGUGGGCCGCAGCCAUAUCAAGAACUCCCUGCUCAGCAAGAACCCAGAGAAGUUCAUGUAUCCGGCUCCCUACACCACUCGCCCCCAGAAGAAGAAUGAGGUGGAAGGGAAGAACUAUCACUUUGUCUCCACAGAGGAGAUGACCAAGGACAUUUCGGCCAAUGAGUUUCUGGAGUUUGGCAGUUACCAAGGAAACAUGUUUGGCACCAAAUUUGAAACUGUGCAUAAGAUCCACCAACAGGAUAAAAUUGCCAUCCUGGACAUUGAGCCUCAGACGCUGAAGAUCAUCCGCACUGCAGAGCUUUCCCCAUUCAUUGUUUUCAUCGCUCCAACAGACAAGGCCGACCAGUCAGAAGCCUUGCAACAGCUACGGAAGGAAUCGGAGACCAUCCGCAGCCGCUAUGCACAUUACUUCGACCUGUCGCUGGUCAACAAUGGUGUGGAUGAGAGCCUCAGGCUGUUGGAGGAAGCCUUUAACCAGGCCUGCAGUUCACCCCAGUGGGUUCCUGUCUCAUGGGUUUACUGAGAUGUCUUCUCACCCAGGCAGCCUUCCUAGAACCCAUCCUUCAGCAUGGAGUGAGGGAAGCCACCUCACCUGCACAGCCUUCCCUGCUCCUUCUGUUUUAUGAAUACAGCCUAAACUGGUCUAUCUGACACAGGGUAGGAGUGCAGCAAGCUCAGAGAAUUAGCUUGGGGGGGGGGGGGAGGCUGUCAAAUUCAGUUGGGAGAGGGAAUCAUUAGAUUUAAGCCCUGGUCUAGCCAUUGCUAGAGCCAGACAGAAUCUUUAAUUCACAACACAACUCCUACUGGUUGCACAGGGAAGCCAUCAUGUAGUAACCAACUACUGAUAAAAAGUAACUAUUCAUUACCAGAGCUGAGAGGUAAGAAGGUAGGGGCACUUCCAGCCCCAUCUCUGCUACUUUCUUCAACCUUUAGCUCACAGUGAAUACCAGCAUUAGCCCCUGUAUUCAUUAAGUUUCAGCAUCAUGAAGCUUAAUGUAGCCAUAAAAGCAAUUCAUAUGUCUAGCCAGUAUUUUUUCUGGGCUACAUCAGCUUGUAUUUUAAGGAUUUCUUUCACUGGCACAGGUAGAGGCUGUUGUGGGGGUGGGAAUUCAACACCCUUGGGCUGCUCCAUACUUUAGCAGUGGAAGUUCUUAAUUUUCUGGCAUAACUUGUGCAACUGUGGUUUCAUCUCUGCUACUAGAUUCUGACUCUUAUCAGCUGUCCUCAGAGACUCAGCAAUGGUUAGGGUAAAUAACCCCACAGACCAUACAGGGAAGAAACAAUUAGACUGGUAUAUUAGAUUCAGCCAGUACUACUGUGUAUCUCAUUGCAUGCACUAGAAACUGAUGUUCUCCAGCUCCCACUAUGUGCAAAUGUUACCCACAACUUCCACCUGUGAGGUGCCUGGUGCUUACACAGGUAGCCAGCCAGCCACAGAGUGAUCCCUCUCCUUCAUCAAUUUCAUUGGGUUUGUGAUCUGUCCUUAAGCCCCAGAGAUAGGACCAGGGGCUCAUGUGUUGCAGUAGUUCCAUAGCAUCUAGGUAAGGAGUCUUCUGUGCAUUCAGCAGAAGAAGAAUGGGUAUAAACUCCAGUGCAAUUUUUCAAGGAUGCCAAAAACAACUCAUGAUGUGCAAUAGGGACUUUGUUCUAGGCCACUGCAGGGAAACAGAGUAGCAAUAAAAGUGUGUUGAAACCUU